Vombatus ursinus (common wombat) is the source of this 699-nucleotide messenger RNA. Its product is annotated as anionic trypsin-2-like. The coding region runs from base 1 to 699 and encodes 232 amino acids. The transcript has 5 exons. Gene Ontology annotation, biological process: proteolysis. The record is from RefSeq and is a predicted model, not a curated record. Gene Ontology annotation, molecular function: serine-type endopeptidase activity. NCBI's taxonomy places the organism in Eukaryota, Metazoa, Chordata, Mammalia, Diprotodontia, Vombatidae.
AUGAAUCUCUUGCUUCAAUCUGAUCAGACCUUGGCUUCCCUGGGAAGGAAUUAUGAUGAUGCUACAAUCCCCUAUAUGGCCUACCUGAAAUCCAAUUCCCCAUUCUGUAUGGGGACUCUCAUUCUCUCCCAGUGGGUGAUAACAGCAGCUCACUGCAACAUACCGUCUGAGAUCAGGCUGGGAGUUCUUCAACCCAAUGUAAAGGAAAAGAGACAGCAGAUCCGGAAUUGCUUAGUCAGCAUCAAGCACCCUGACUUCAACUUCAAAAACCUGGACAACAACCUCAUGCUGAUUAAGUUAAAUAAGCCUGCCAAUCUCAACAAACAUGUGGGCACGGUGGCCCUGGCUGUGGCUCCUUCUGAAACUAAAAGGUGUUUCAUCCCUGGAUGGAUUUGGACACAAUGGAAUAACUCAAGUGACCCAGAUAUCCUGAGCUGGGUAAUCCAUGACAUUCUCCCUGAUGAGGAAUGUGCCAAAAUGCUUCCAGAAAAAAUGUCAGCAAAUAAAAUGUGUGUGGGACUCUACGAUGAUUUCAUAAGCCCAUGCCAGGAAAUCGCAGCCGUUCCAGCCAUAUGUGAUGGAAGGAUCCAUGGGAUUUUGACCAUGUCAUAUGGGUGUGUUCUGCAGGGAAGUGGUGGGCUCUUUACCAAAGUUCACAAAUACAGGGAAUGGAUCCAAAAUGUCACUUCUUCCUUUUAA